This is a messenger RNA of Paramecium octaurelia, 478 nucleotides long. The record is from the annotation of a GenBank genome assembly. NCBI's taxonomy places the organism in Eukaryota, Ciliophora, Oligohymenophorea, Peniculida, Parameciidae.
AUGAUUCAUCAUUAUGUUUAAUGCAUUUAUAUUCUAUGUGGUCUCAAUAAAGGAAACCGGAAUCAAUUAAAUAUUAUUAACAUAUUUAGUGUGUGUUAAUUUAUCAUUGCCUUGAUUUAGAUUGGAUAAUAUGAAAUAGAUUUAUAAGUAUCGUUUUAUCAGGAUUAUCUAACUGUUAGUUUGACAGAGUAACUUUAAUAGCAGGGUUUUUAUGAAUCGCGUUAUUAUAUGAAGCAGAAGAUAGUACAUUUAAAUCCAAUCCAGGAAUGGGGGAAGAACACUUAUUUAAUAGUGAAAAGAUUUGGCUUGAGUUGCAAAGUAAUGAAAGAGUGAAGUGCAAGAUCAAAUGUAAAUUCUGAAUUUUAAAGAAUAUUGAUUGAAUAGUAGUAGAAAGGGAUUUAUAUAAUUUAAAGUACCAGAUAUAAAAAACUCUAAGGCUCGUAAAAGCAGUGCGCGAUAAUAUUACAGGAGAAAUGGG